CCAUUACUAGCCCACCUCUUGACAUUCCGCGUAGCAGCAUCACACACACAAAUGCAAACAUACAAACACACUUCACAUUCUCACAACUAAACAUACUCUGAUUCAUUGCAAUUGCAUUAUCUCAAAGUUCACCAUCACUUUGUCCCAAUCCCGCAUCCUCCUGUUUAAUUUGGUGCCCAAAACUGUCAUGCCAACUUCACUUUCCAUAUUCCAUGCUUCAAUUCAAAAUUAAGCAAAAUUAAAAACACACAUCACAUAGUAAUCAACUUUUUAACACAGAUUCUUCAUAUUCUUGGAUCUCACUCUGCUCAAAGCAACGUUCUUUGGUGCUAAGUUCAAGAUCCAAUGGCGGUUGCCACGAGAGGAGCCAGGGGUGGAUCUAGUUUUCGUAGUUUGUUCUCGUUUCGGAUCUUCAUCUCUGCCAUAUUUUCUCUUCUCUUCGUUGCCACCCUUUCGGUCCUCUUCACCACCAACCCCUCCACAUCGAACGAUGACUCUGAUCUUCCCACGACUGGUAAUGCAUACGUGCAUAGAACCUUUUUGGCAUUGAAAUCUGACCCUCUUAGGACCCGAAUGGAUUUGAUACACCAACAAGCUAAAGAUCACAUUGCACUAGUGAAUGCCUAUGGUGCUUAUGCUAGGAAGCUCAAGCUUGACAUUUCUAAGCAAUUGAAGAUGUUUGAUGAGUUGGCACACAAUUUUUCGGAUAUUGUGUUGAAACCAACCUAUAAGGCAUCACUGUUUGAUUCCGAUGGUCCAAUUGAUGAGGAUGUGCUGAGGCAGUUUGAGAAGGAGGUUAAGGAUAGAGUGAAGAUUGCACGGAUGAUCAUUGUUGAGGCCAAAGAGAAUUAUGAUAAUCAGUUGAAGAUCCAGAAGUUGAAGGACACGAUAUUUGCUGUUCAUGAGUCACUUGCAAAGGCAAAGAAGAAUGGGGCGUUGGCAAGCUUGAUUUCGGCCAGAUCAAUCCCCAAGAGCUUGCAUUGUUUGGCAAUGAGGCUGAUGGGUGAGAAGAUUUCAAAUCCUGAGAAAUAUAGAGAUGAGGAGCCCAAGCUGGAGUUUGAAGAUCCCACUUUGUAUCAUUAUGCUAUAUUCUCAGAUAAUGUCAUAGCUGUGUCUGUGGUGGUGAGAUCUGUGGUGAAGAAUGCAGUGGAACCAUGGAAGCAUGUUUUCCAUGUUGUUACAAACAGGAUGAAUGUUGGGGCAAUGAAGGUUUGGUUUAAGAUGAGGCCCAUUGAAGGGGGUGCAUUUUUAGAGGUGAAAUCGGUGGAAGAAUUCACAUUCUUAAAUUCAUCAUAUGUCCCGAUCUUGAGGCAACUUGAGUCAGCCAAAAUGAAGCAGCGGUACUUGGAGAAUCAAGCUGAUAAUGCCACAAAUGAUGCAAACAUGAAAAAUGCCAAGUCCCUGUCCAUGUUGGAUCACCUUCGAUUUUAUUUGCCAGAGAUGUACCCUAAAUUGUAUAAGAUCUUACUUUUGGAUGAUGAUGUUGUGGUUCAAAAAGACUUGACAGGUUUGUGGAAAAUUGAUUUGGAUGGGAAGGUGAAUGGUGCUGUUGAGAUCUGUUUUGGCUCUUUCCACCGAUAUGCCCAGUACUUGAAUUUCUCUCAUCCUUUAAUCAAGGAGAGCUUCAAUCCAAAAGCUUGUGCUUGGGCCUAUGGCAUGAAUAUAUUUAAUCUUGAUGCUUGGAGGCAUGAAAAGUGUACAGAUAAUUAUCACUAUUGGCAGAACUUGAAUGAAGACCAAACUUUGUGGACAGCAGGGACCCUGUCACCUGGUUUGAUCACCUUCUACUCCACAACCAAGACACUGGACAAAUCCUGGCACGUGCUUGGGCUAGGAUACAAUCCAAGCAUUAGCAUGGAUGAGAUCAGCAAUGCUGCAGUCAUUCAUUACAAUGGAAACAUGAAACCUUGGCUUGAUAUUGCUUUGAACCAAUACAAAAAUCUUUGGACCAAAUACGUGGACAACAAUAUGGAGUUUGUGCAGAUGUGCAAUUUUGGCCUAUAGUUGAGAUCAACACACAGCUUCAUCAUGAUAAAAGCAUGAGAGAACAUGACAACUGUGGUUUACCGUAUUCUUUUGGAACUGAGAAUCUCAAGUUAAAUGUAGCCUGUCACAGAAAAGUUCUGUGUUGUCAUCAAGUUAAAAAUCUCAAGUUCAAAUGCUAGGCAAUAAUUUUGUUAGACUGUAUUUGGAAAUUUACACGAAGUAGUUUUUGUUUUUUCUCCUGUAUUUUGGAGCAUAUUUAUCAUGUAUUCAUUUGCUGAUGAUGGUAGUGUCAUGACUCUAAUUAACGAGAAGGCACUACCUUUUAUCUAUUUAACACACUACAUGUUAUUUCUUGUACGUUUCUGCACAUGGUUCUUCGUAUUUCCAAUAUUGAUUAAGCUACAUAUCAUAAAGCAAGGCCAUGUGUUGCGGUGUUUUUUCAGGGAUUUGGUGAACUUGAAUGAAGCACAGUGCAUUUUAAACCA
Messenger RNA from Glycine soja, 2471 nucleotides. Its product is annotated as probable galacturonosyltransferase 9. The transcript is spliced from 3 exons. Bases 346 to 2004 code for a protein of 552 amino acids. The record is from RefSeq and is a predicted model, not a curated record. Gene Ontology annotation, molecular function: polygalacturonate 4-alpha-galacturonosyltransferase activity. NCBI's taxonomy places the organism in Eukaryota, Viridiplantae, Streptophyta, Magnoliopsida, Fabales, Fabaceae.